AUGACAAAUUCCCCUGAUCUAAAGAAACGUAAAGUCAAGAAGCAGCUUAUUCUGAGUGCUGCUAACGUCAAUAACUCAAACUACGUAUGGAGGGACCCAAAAGAUACAGGUAGAGAGUUUGCUCAUAGCCUUGAACCAUGGAUCGAAUUUGCCAAACUUGCUGAAGAGGCAAAAUUCCAUAAUGUGUUCUUUGUUGAUCAAUUGAGUUGGUUUGAUGUAUAUGGAGGUGAUUUCAAUGCAAGUGCUAAACACGGUGUUCAUGCUGCUAGAAUAGAUCCAGCAGCUGUUGCUACUGCAAUUGCUUCUCAUACUGAAAAUGUCGGUAUUGUUAUCACUUUUAGUACCAUCAGUGAGCAUCCUUAUCAUUUUGCUAGAAGAUUGGCUUCUUUAGAUUUACUUACAAAUGGUCGAGUCGGAUGGAAUAUUGUAUCAUCAUAUUUGAAAAGCAUGGGACCAAAUCUUCUCAAUGGUGAACCUUUCCCGGAACAUGAUGAGAGAUAUGUGAAAACUCGUGAAUUUGUUGAUGUUGUUUAUAAGCUUUUAUUAUCAUCUUGGAGAGAAGAUGCUAUAGUUUAUGAUAAAGAAAAAGGUAUUUUUGCUGACCCAAAGGCCAUUAGGGAGAUUAAUCAUGAAGGCAAGUACUACAAUGUCAAAGGUCCUUCAAUAACUGAGCCUACUCCUCAAGGUUUCCCGUUGAUUGUCCAAGCUGGCACUUCUGAAAAGGGGAUUGAUUUUGCUGCUGAAAAUGCUGAAUUGAUUUUUGUUCCAAUUCAUAGUCCAAAAUCUACAACUGAAAAGAUUGCCAAAAUCAGAAAGUUAGCUUCUCAGAAAUAUAAAAGGGAUCCUCAUUCUCUGAAAUUCAUUGCUCCAUUAAUCCCAUUCUUGGGGAAGACUCAUGAAGAAGCUGAACAAAAAUUGGAGCAUUCUUUGAAAUAUGAAGACCCCUACGAUUCAUUGAUCUCACUUGGUGGUAUGAUUGGUAUUGAUCUUUCAGGCUUCGCUUUCGAUGAACCUAUUCAAUUUGAAGGUGAGGGUACUGGUAUUACUUCGAUCACUAAGAAUGUCUUUUUAAAACCGGAUGGAACACCAAGAACACCUAGAGAAAUUGCAACAUUUUGGAGAAGUACAACUCGUGCUGUUGGGACAGGUGAAGAAGUUGCACAAUACAUUCAAAAGCUGGUUGAAGAAACAGAUAUCGAUGGUAUAAAUUUUGUUUUCCCACAAUUCCCAGAUGGUUUCAGAGAUGUGGUGGAUAUCCUAGUCCCAGAAUUACAACGCUUAGGGCUGGCACAAAAAGAAUAUCCGGUUCCUGGGGGAACUUUUAGAGAGAAUUUUUGGGGUGAGAAAGGACAUGUCUUUUUGGAUGAAUCACAUCCAGCUUUUAAACAAAAAUGGGGAAAGGGAUUCACAAAAGAGCAAUUUGAGAAGCGUUUGAAUGAGCAUCUAAAGGUUGUCAAUGAAUAUAGAGCCUAA
Molecule: messenger RNA, 1473 nt
Organism: Hansenula anomala
Lineage: Eukaryota; Fungi; Ascomycota; Saccharomycetes; Phaffomycetales; Wickerhamomycetaceae
Exons: 1
Coding region: 1-1473 (490 amino acids)
Molecular function (GO): oxidoreductase activity, acting on paired donors, with incorporation or reduction of molecular oxygen; monooxygenase activity
Source: RefSeq, a predicted model, not a curated record